GACGCUAUCUGGCGAUGCGCUCGAUUUUGGCCGAUGACAAAAGCCACCGCCUCCCUUCCCCGACCCUCCCCUUCCCGCCGGUUACCUGUCGGACCUGCUUCUCGUCCCUUCUGCCACUGUCACCCUUAACCGCAACGAUUCACACCUCGUUUCUGUGCCAGGCCCAGGGGAUGUUGUGCGCAGCGGGGAAAAGCAGGAUCCUGCUCGUGGUCUUGUGUUUGGCUGCUGCCGGUUUGUUGUGUAAAUCCAAAUGGAAUCUGCCCGACUUGUAUUCGCAGGAGUUGCGUGAAUGCAACUGCCCGAAAUGUUUGACUGAUGGCGAGAAUGACUUCAAAGCGCAAAUGGACGCGUCGCCAAAGCCGUUUUUGUCCAUACCAAGCCCAACAUCGGAGGAUGAUUUCAACUGGUGGAAGAACUUGCAGCUGGAACAGCGCCCCUUCAGAUUUUUCAAUGAAACUGUGGACAAACUCUUGGCAAUCUUUCCAAGCAGCCCGCCGCUUGAGCGGCGAUCGCCCGACCGCUGCAGGACUUGUGCGGUGGUGGGCAAUUCCGGGAACCUCAAGGGAUCGCGCUACGGACCUCUGAUUGAUCAACAUAGCAUCGUAAUCAGAAUGAACCGCGGACACACAAAGGGCUACGAGUCGGACGUCGGCACCAAGACGACUCAUCACGUCAUGUAUCCCGAGAGCGCCAUCCAUUUGGACAACAGCACGCGCCUCGUGUUCUUUCCCUUCAAGAUCAAUGACUUGCUUUGGUUGCUCAAGAACUUUGCGCCUCGAGAAAACGGUCAGGAGGACACAAAGCGGAUUGCCAACAAGGACUUGGUGAUGAUCAUCAACCCGGGAUUCAUGAAAUACGCUCAUGAAAUGUGGCUGAAAAAGCGAGGCCGCUACCCAUCCACUGGCUUCAUGACCGUGGUGCUCAGCUUGCAAAUAUGCGACGAGCUGAGUAUUUUUGGGUUUGGUGCUGACAGAGAUGGAAACUGGAGCCAUUACUUCGAGAUCCUGAGGAACAAAAAACUGAGAACCGGACCCCACCCUGGCGCGCAGGAGUACGACGUCAUUCGGGAGUUGAAUCAGAAGCAGAUCGUUCGUUUUUUUCAAGGACUGUAACGUGCGCUGGAAUCUUACUCAAUUGGAUUCUGCGAUCGGGGUUCAAUUUUUGAUUGUUCAGCAAGGCAAGUGCUUCUUUAGAAAUCAUUCGAAAUACGAAGCAAAGGCGAUUUAUAUAUUUACUGCAGGAGAUAUUUUUCCAUUGAAAAGAUUGAAUACAUGUUAUUUGUACGUUUUAUU
Hippocampus comes (tiger tail seahorse) is the source of this 1292-nucleotide messenger RNA. RefSeq names its product CMP-N-acetylneuraminate-beta-galactosamide-alpha-2,3-sialyltransferase 1-like. The coding region runs from base 15 to 1112 and encodes 365 amino acids. The record is from RefSeq and is a predicted model, not a curated record. The transcript is spliced from 7 exons. Gene Ontology annotation, cellular component: membrane. Gene Ontology annotation, biological process: sialylation. Gene Ontology annotation, molecular function: beta-galactoside (CMP) alpha-2,3-sialyltransferase activity. NCBI's taxonomy places the organism in Eukaryota, Metazoa, Chordata, Actinopteri, Syngnathiformes, Syngnathidae.